GUAAUUGUUUGUUAAUAUAUUACUCACAGAUGAUAGUUAUAUCAAGUGUUUUUAAAAUUGUUAUAACCAUAAAAAGUAUAGUAUUAUAAUUAAAGUGGACUAUUUCGUUAAAUCAUUAUUUUCUAUUUUUUUAAGUUAUUAUCAUGAAAAGAUUAUUUAUUAUAUUUGUUUUAAUUUAUCUUAAUGUUCCUGACCGACAAUGUAUGAUACCUAAUAAUAUUCUUGAAGUCGAUACUUUUGGUGUACCGUCACCUUACGAGUUUUUAUGGAUAACAACUAUGUCAUAUUGUAAUGUACAUUAUUUGACGUAUAAUAUGUUUAUUCGAGUUGGAGUGCCAGUAAAAAAACCAAUAUAUUCUAAUGAUGAUAUAGCGGCUUUUCUUAUACCUGAUAAUAUAGAUGAUUGGUCAGACGAAACAGUCUUAGACUUGCCAUACAAAUUUUUAAAAUUGAGGGAAGCUUCUCAAAUUAUCGAAAGUUUUGUUUUUGAAAUUAAGGAAUAUCAAAAUGUUACAGGAGCUGAAGAUAAAAUCACAGGAUUAAAAAUAUGGGAGUCAGUUGAAGAUAAUUUUGUCAAUUUCAUGAACAAUAUUUACAUUUUAUCAAAUCAAGUGAAUCAAGUGAUAUAUGAAUUGAAUAUGGAGCAACAAACCGUAUAUACCACGGACUCGUCAACUAUGAUGUACUUAUACUUAGAUAUUUUUGAUCAAAUGGUUGAUAUAAUGUCAGAAAGCAUUGUACCAUAUCAAAAUGCAUUUAACUUCCUUGAAAAAUAUAAUUCAAAAAAUAAUGAAGAAAAAAAUAUUAAGCAAGAAUUUAAAAACGAAAAUAAUCCAAAUUCACAUGAAUAUACUCGAGUAAAGUUGGUUGAAGUAUAUGAUUUGUAUAUAAAAGCAUUAAGAAUAUUUUACAAUUCGAUUGACAUACAAUUUUCUGGAUUACAUUUUAUAACAUGGUAUGACUUAAAUUCAUCAAAGAGUAUUUUUGAUUAUAAAGCAUCACAACUUUUAACAUAUAUUAUAAAAUUAAGAGAGUAUGUUCAAGAAGCGUAUAAAUAUAAUCAGGCAAAUAUACCAAAAUUAACAUCAAAAGUUCAUGAGUAUGUUAUUACAAAUUUGUAUAAUAUUUUUGGAUUAAUAAAAUCACCUCUACAAAAAAUUUUAAAAAAUGAAGAUUUAAUUAAAUAUGAUGUAUUAUCAAAUUCUAUGAAUGAUGACACAAUAUUGAUAAAUGAAUUAUUAAAUUCUAAAAACAAAGUUUUGACUGUUGAACGAAUUCAAAAUAUUCAAUUAAAUUGGAAUGAUAGCAAUUUAGAAAUUAUUGCUAGAGACAUAUUAAAUAAAUAUAAUACAUCAUUAUGUGAUACCAAUGUUAAUCACAACACAAAAUUGAUGUAUUGGGUAGAACAAAUGUCAAUUGACGAACAAAAAAGUAAUGUGCUCGAAUCAUCAAUUUAUGCAAUGAUAAUAAUAAAAAAUUUAGAAAAUGUUGUUCUGUCUUAUAUUGAAAAUAAUUCUGAUAUAAACAAAGAAGAAAUUAUUCAAAAUCUUAUAGAAGAUGUGGAUCAAAAAUUAAAUGCCAUUUACAAAUACACUAUAUAUUCAAUUUCAGACAACAACGAAAAUAUAAUACCUGACUUAUGGAUCUAUAUAAAAAACCAAGAGAACAAUAUUUUUAAUAUAUUAGAUUGGUUAAAUAAAAAUGUUUCUAAACUAAUACUCCCAUAUUGGCCAAACGAUGUCGCAUGUAAUGAAAUUUAUAUAAAAAAUAUAAUACAAUUAGCAUCUGUAUCUUCAUACAUGCUAUAUGAUGUAACGCUAACAAGUAUGCAUCGGGCAUUGGAAAAAAAUGAAAUUGAUAAUGAAAUAGAAGAGUUCAACGCUUUGUUUAUACUAGAAGAUCUUGAACGUACUAAACAGAUCUAUAAAAAUGUAAUACAAAAUAUUAAAAAUCUUGCUAAAAUUAAUACGUUGUAUAUAAAAUCAAAUAAUUUAUUAAACCAAAAUUUAAAACACAAAGCAAUAAAAGAGUUAGCUAAGUCUAUAAAGUAUAAAAUAUUUGCAUUAACUGAGUUACUAAAACCAGCCUUUCGAAAAACAGAAUAUUACAAUCUAGUAGAACCAGAAGAUAAACAGGAAUAUUCAGAACAUUUUGAUAAUAUGCAAAAAACAUUCUUCAGUUAUUUUGGAAAGACAACAGAUUUAAAGAAUAAAAAAGGAACUGCAAUUGAGCUGAUAAAAAAUAACGAACAUGAAAUAAUAUCGAUCUAUAAUAAACUCCGAUAUAAAAAUAAAAAAAUUAAAAAUAAACAUAGAUAUAUUAGGCUACUAAAAUAUAAUAUGAUAAGUGUGAAACGAAUGUACCGUAACAUAAUAAACCAAUUAAAAAAAAUAACCAAAGUCAAUAACGACCUCAACUUAGGAAAUAACCAAGAAGAUAUAAAAAAAAGGCUAAUAAUUACAAUUGCACUUAUCAUGGAAGAUUUCAUAAGAUUUGAUUCAUAUAUAGAUGUACAAGAUCAAACAACUCCAUUAUAUGACGGACGAAGCAGAUACACGAUAUCAGGAAUAGAUUUAACAAAGCAAAAUAUAUUCAUUGAAUAUACAAAUAUAUACAAGAAAAUAGAGAAAACACAAAAUAAACAAAUACCGGAUCUUCAAGAUGAAAAUACAAUAACUUCGAGUUCAUUUAUGUCUACUGCAUCAACAACGAUAAUCCAACAAGAAACAGAUGAAGAUGUUAUACCCGACAUGUUGUCACCAUCUAAUGUUAAUGCUAGAAACAUAAAAUCUAAUGGAAUUAAUAUUUCUCCUAAUAAACCUACCAUUACUGAUGAUAUCGAUUUAUCGGAUCUUCAAGAUGAAAAAACAAUAAGUACUAGUUCAUUGAUAUCGACUGCAUCAACAACGAUAAUCCAACAAGACACAGAUGAAGAUGUUAUACCCGAUAUAUUGUCACCAUCUAAUGAUAUUCCAAGAAACAUAAAAUCUAAUGGAAUUAAUAUUUCACCUAAUAAACCUAUAACAACUGAUGAUAUCGAUUUAUCGGAUCUUCAAGAUGAAAAUACAAUAACUUCGAGUUCAUUUAUGUCUACUGCAUCAACAACGAUAAUCCAACAAGACACAGAUGAAGAUGUUAUACCCGACAUGUUGUCUCCAUCCAAUGUUAAUGCUAGAAACAUAAAAUCUAAUGGAAUUAAUAUUUCACCCAACAAACCUAUAACAACUGAUGAUAUCGAUUUAUCGGAUCUUCAAGAUGAAAAUACAAUAAUUUCGAGUUCAUUUAUGUCAACUGCAUCGACCACGGUAAUCAGAGAAGAUACAGAUGAAGAUAUUAUACCCGACAAGUUGUCACCAUCUAAUGUUAAUGCUAGAAACAUAAAAUCUAAUGGAAUUAAUAUUUCACCUAACAAACCUAUAACAACUGAUGAUAUCGAUUUAUCGGAUCUUCAAGAUGAAAAUACAAUAACUUCGAGUUCAUUUAUGUCUACUGCAUCAACAACGAUAAUCCAACAAGACACAGAUGAAGAUGUUAUACCCGACAUGUUGUCACCAUCUAAUGAUAUUGAAAGAAACAUAAAAUCUAAUGGAAUUAAUAUUUCACCUAACAAACCUAUAACAACUGAUGAUAUCGAUUUAUCGGAUCUUCAAGAUGAAAAUACAAUAAUUUCGAGUUCAUUUAUGUCAACUGCAUCGAACACGGUAAUCCAAAAAGAUACAGAUGAAGAUGUUAUACCCGACAAGUUGUCACCAUCUAAUGUUAAUGCUAGAAAAAUAAAAUCUAAUAGAAUUAAUAUUUCUCCUAACAAACCUAUAACAACUGAUGAUAUCGAUUUAUCGGAUCUUCAAGAUGAAAAUACAAUAACUUCGAGUUCAUUUAUGUCUACUGCAUCAACAACGAUAAUCCAACAAGACACAGAUGAAGAUGUUAUACCCGACAUGUUGUCACCAUCUAAUGUUAAUGCUAGAAACAUAAAAUCUAAUGGAAUUAAUAUUUCACCUAAUAAACCUAUAACAACUGAUGAUAUCGAUUUAUCGGAUCUUCAAGAUGAAAAUACAAUAAUUUCAAGUUCAUUUAUGUCAACUGCAUCGACCACAGUAAUCAGAGAAGAUACAGAUGAAGAUAUUAUACCCGACAAGUUGUCACCAUCUAAUGUUAAUGCUAGAAACAUAAAAUCUAAUGGAAUUAAUAUUUCACCUAAUAAACCUAUAACAACUGAUGAUAUCGAUUUAUCGGAUCUUCAAGAUGAAAAUACAAUAACUUCGAGUUCAUUUAUGUCUACUGCAUCAACAACGAUAAUCCAACAAGAAACAGAUGAAGAUGUUAUACCCGACAUGUUGUCACCAUCUAAUGUUAAUGCUAGAAACAUAAAAUCUAAUGGAAUUAAUAUUUCUCCUAAUAAACCUACCAUUACUGAUGAUAUCGAUUUAUCGGAUCUUCAAGAUGAAAAAACAAUAAGUACUAGUUCAUUGAUAUCGACUGCAUCAACAACGAUAAUCCAACAAGACACAGAUGAAGAUGUUAUACCCGAUAUAUUGUCACCAUCUAAUGAUAUUCCAAGAAACAUAAAAUCUAAUGGAAUUAAUAUUUCACCUAAUAAACCUAUAACAACUGAUGAUAUCGAUUUAUCGGAUCUUCAAGAUGAAAAUACAAUAACUUCGAGUUCAUUUAUGUCUACUGCAUCAACAACGAUAAUCCAACAAGACACAGAUGAAGAUGUUAUACCCGACAUGUUGUCUCCAUCCAAUGUUAAUGCUAGAAACAUAAAAUCUAAUGGAAUUAAUAUUUCACCCAACAAACCUAUAACAACUGAUGAUAUCGAUUUAUCGGAUCUUCAAGAUGAAAAUACAAUAAUUUCGAGUUCAUUUAUGUCAACUGCAUCGACCACGGUAAUCAGAGAAGAUACAGAUGAAGAUAUUAUACCCGACAAGUUGUCACCAUCUAAUGUUAAUGCUAGAAACAUAAAAUCUAAUGGAAUUAAUAUUUCACCUAACAAACCUAUAACAACUGAUGAUAUCGAUUUAUCGGAUCUUCAAGAUGAAAAUACAAUAACUUCGAGUUCAUUUAUGUCUACUGCAUCAACAACGAUAAUCCAACAAGACACAGAUGAAGAUGUUAUACCCGACAUGUUGUCACCAUCUAAUGAUAUUGAAAGAAACAUAAAAUCUAAUGGAAUUAAUAUUUCACCUAACAAACCUAUAACAACUGAUGAUAUCGAUUUAUCGGAUCUUCAAGAUGAAAAUACAAUAAUUUCGAGUUCAUUUAUGUCAACUGCAUCGAACACGGUAAUCCAAAAAGAUACAGAUGAAGAUGUUAUACCCGACAUGUUGUCACCAUCUAAUGUUAAUGCUAGAAACAUAAAAUCUAAUGGAAUUAAUAUUUCACCUAUCAAGCCUAUAACAACUGAUGAUAUCGAUUUAUCGGAUCUUCAAGAUGAAAAUACAAUAAUUUCGAGUUCAUUUAUGUCAACUGCAUCGACCACGGUAAUCCAACAAGACACAGAUGAAGAUGUUGUACCCGACAUGUUGUCACCAUCUAAUGUUAAUGCUAGAAACGUAAAAUCUAAUGGAAUUAAUAUUUCUCCUAAUAAACCUACCAUUACUGAUGAUAUCGACUUAUCAGAUCUUCAAGAUGAAAAAACAAUAAGUACUAGUUCAUUGAUAUCGACUGCAUCAACAACGAUAAUCCAACAAGACACAGAUGAAGAUGUUAUACCCGAUAUAUUGUCACCAUCUAAUGAUAUUCCAAGAAACAUAAAAUCUAAUGGAAUUAAUAUUUCACCUAAUAAACCUAUAACAACUGAUGAUAUCGAUUUAUCGGAUCUUCAAGAUGAAAAUACAAUAAUUUCGAGUUCAUUUAUGUCAACUGCAUCGACCACAGUAAUCAGAGAAGAUACAGAUGAAGAUAUUAUACCUGACAAGUUGUCACCAUCUAAUGUUAAUGCUAGAAACAUAAAAUCUAAUGGAAUUAAUAUUUCACCUAACAAACCUAUAACAACUGAUGAUAUCGAUUUAUCGGAUCUUCAAGAUGAAAAUACAAUAACUUCGAGUUCAUUUAUGUCAACUGCAUCGAACACGCUAAUCCAAAAAGAUACAGAUGAAGAUGUUAUACCCGACAAGUUGUCACCAUCUAAUGUUAAUGCUAGAAACAUAAAAUCUAAUGGAAUUAAUAUUUCACCUAACAAACCUAUAAAAACUGAUGAUAUCGAUUUAUCGGAUCUUCAAGAUGAAAAUACAAUAAUUUCGAGUUCAUUUAUGUCAACUGCAUCGACCACGGUAAUCCAACAAGAUACAGAUGAAGAUGUUGUACCCGACAUGUUGUCACUAUCUAAUGUUAAUGCUAGAAACAUAAAAUCUAAUGGAAUUAAUAUUUCACCUAAUAAACCUAUAACAACUGAUGAUAUCGAUUUAUCGGAUCUUCAAGAUGAAAAUACAAUAACUUCGAGUUCAUUUAUGUCUACUGCAUCACCAACGAUAAUCCAACAAGACACAGAUGAAGAUGUUAUACCCGACAUGUUGUCACCAUCCAAUGUUAAUGCUAGAAACAUAAAAUCUAAUGGAAUUAAUAUUUCACCUAACAAACCUAUAACAACUGAUGAUAUCGAUUUAUCGGAUCUUCAAGAUGAAAAUACAAUAAUUUCGAGUUCAUUUAUGUCAACUGCAUCGACCACGGUAAUCAGAGAAGAUACAGAUGAAGAUAUUAUACCCGACAAGUUGUCACCAUCUAAUGUUAAUGCUAGAAACAUAAUAUCUAAUGGAAUUAAUAUUUCACCUAAUAAACCUAUAACAACUGAUGAUAUCGAUUUAUCGGAUCUUCAAGAUGAAAAUACAAUAAUUUCGAGUACAUUUAUGUCAACUGCAUCGACCACAGUAAUCCAACAAGACACAGAUGAAGAUGUUAUACCCGACAUGUUGUCACCAUCUAAUGUUAAUGCUAGAAACAUAAAAUCUAAUGGAAUUAAUAUUUCUCCUAAUAAACCUACCAUUACUGAUGAUAUCGACUUAUCAGAUCUUCAAGAUGAAAAAACAAUAAGUACUAGUUCAUUGAUAUCGACUGCAUCAACAACGAUAAUCCAACAAGACACAGAUGAAGAUGUUAUACCCGAUAUAUUGUCACCAUCUAAUGAUAUUGAAAGAAACAUAAAAUCUAAUGGAAUUAAUAUUUCACCUAAUAAACCUAUAACAACUGAUGAUAUCGAAUUAUCGGAUCUUCAAGAUGAAAAUACAAUAAUUUCGAGUUCAUUUAUUUCAACUGCAUCGACCACAGUAAUCAGAGAAGAUACAGAUGAAGAUAUUAUACCUGACAAGUUGUCACCAUCUAAUGUUAAUGCUAGAAACAUAAAAUCUAAUGGAAUUAAUAUUUCACCUAACAAACCUAUAACAACUGAUGAUAUCGAUUUAUCGGAUCUUCAAGAUGAAAAUACAAUAACUUCGAGUUCAUUUAUGUCUACUGCAUCAACAACGAUAAUCCAACAAGACACAGAUGAAGAUGUUAUACCCGACAUGUUGUCACCAUCUAAUGAUAUUGAAAGAAACAUAAAAUCUAAUGGAAUUAAUAUUUCACCUAAUAAACCUAUAACAACUGAUGAUAUCGAUUUAUCGGAUCUUCAAGAUGAAAAUACAAUAAUUUCGAGUUCAUUUAUGUCUACUGCAUCAACAACGAUAAUCCAACAAGACACAGAUGAAGAUGUUAUACCCGACAUGUUGUCACCAUCCAAUGUUAAUGCUAGAAACAUAAAAUCUAAUGGAAUUAAUAUUUCACCUAACAAACCUAUAACAACUGAUGAUAUCGAUUUAUCGGAUCUUCAAGAUGAAAAUACAAUAAUUUCGAGUUCAUUUAUGUCAACUGCAUCGACCACGGUAAUCAGAGAAGAUACAGAUGAAGAUAUUAUAUCCGACAAGUUGUCACCAUCUAAUGUUAAUGCUAGAAACAUAAUAUCUAAUGGAAUUAAUAUUUCACCUAAUAAACCUAUAACAACUGAUGAUAUCGAUUUAUCGGAUCUUCAAGAUGAAAAUACAAUAAUUUCGAGUACAUUUAUGUCAACUGCAUCGACCACAGUAAUCCAACAAGACACAGAUGAAGAUGUUAUACCCGACAUGUUGUCACCAUCUAAUGUUAAUGCUAGAAACGUAAAAUCUAAUGGAAUUAAUAUUUCUCCUAAUAAACCUACCAUUACUGAUGAUAUCGACUUAUCAGAUCUUCAAGAUGAAAAAACAAUAAGUACUAGUUCAUUGAUAUCGACUGCAUCAACAACGAUAAUCCAACAAGACACAGAUGAAGAUGUUAUACCCGAUAUAUUGUCACCAUCUAAUGAUAUUCCAAGAAACAUAAAAUCUAAUGGAAUUAAUAUUUCACCUAAUAAACCUAUAACAACUGAUGAUAUCGAUUUAUCGGAUCUUCAAGAUGAAAAUACAAUAACUUCGAGUUCAUUUAUGUCUACUGCAUCAACAACGAUAAUCCAACAAGACACAGAUGAAGAUGUUAUACCCGACAUGUUGUCACCAUCUAAUGUUAAUGCUAGAAACAUAAAAUCUAAUGGAAUUAAUAUUUCACCUAACAAACCUAUAACAACUGAUGAUAUCGAUUUAUCGGAUCUUCAAGAUAAAAAUACAAUAACUUCGAGUUCAUUUAUGUCUACUGCAUCAACAACGAUAAUCCAACAAGACACAGAUGAAGAUGUUAUACCCGACAUGUUGUCACCAUCUAAUGUUAAUGCUAGAAACAUAAAAUCUAAUGGAAUUAAUAUUUCACCUAACAAACCUAUAACAACUGAUGAUAUCGAUUUAUCGGAUCUUCAAGAUAAAAAUACAAUAACUUCGAGUUCAUUUAUGUCAACUGCAUCGACCACGGUAAUCCAACAAGACACAGAUGAAGAUAUUGUACCCGACAAGUUGUCACCAUCUAAUGUUAAUGCUAGAAACAUAAAAUCUAAUGGAAUUAAUAUUUCUCCUAAUAAACCUACCAUUACUGAUGAUAUCGAUUUAUCGGAUCUUCAAGAUGAAAAAACAAUAAGUACUAGUUCAUUUAUGUCUACUGCAUCAACAACGAUAAUCCAACAAGACACAGAUGAAGAUGUUAUACCCGACAUGUUGUCACCAUCUAAUGUUAAUGCUAGAAACAUAAAAUCUAAUGGAAUUAAUAUUUCACCUAACAAACCUAUAACAACUGAUGAUAUCGAUUUAUCGGAUCUUCAAGAUGAAAAUACAAUAAUUUCGAGUUCAUUUAUGUCAACUGCAUCGACCACGGUAAUCCAACAAGACACAGAUGAAGAUGUUUUACCCGACAUGUUGUCACCGUCUAAUGUUAAUUCUAGAAAUAUAAAUUCUAAUGGAAUUAAUAUUUCUCCUAAUAAACCUACUUUAACUGAUGAUAUCGAUUUAUCGGAUCUUCAAGAUGAAACUACAAUAACUUCGAGUUCAUUGAUAUCGACUGCAUCAACAACGAUAAUCCAACAAGACACAGAUGAAGAUGUUAUACCCGAUAUAUUGUCACCAUCUAAUGAUAUUGAAAGAAACAUAAAAUCUAAUGGAAUUAAUAUUUCACCUAAUAAACCUAUAACAACUGAUGAUAUCGAUUUAUCGGAUCUUCAAGAUGAAAAUACAAUAAUUUCGAGUUCAUUUAUUUCAACUGCAUCGACCACAGUAAUCAGAGAAGAUACAGAUGAAGAUAUUAUACCUGACAAGUUGUCACCAUCUAAUGUUAAUGCUAGAAACAUAAAAUCUAAUGGAAUUAAUAUUUCACCUAACAAACCUAUAACAACUGAUGAUAUCGAUUUAUCGGAUCUUCAAGAUGAAAAUACAAUAACUUCGAGUUCAUUUAUGUCUACUGCAUCAACAACGAUAAUCCAACAAGACACAGAUGAAGAUGUUAUACCCGACAUGUUGUCACCAUCUAAUGAUAUUGAAAGAAACAUAAAAUCUAAUGGAAUUAAUAUUUCACCUAAUAAACCUAUAACAACUGAUGAUAUCGAUUUAUCGGAUCUUCAAGAUGAAAAUACAAUAAUUUCGAGUUCAUUUAUGUCUACUGCAUCAACAACGAUAAUCCAACAAGACACAGAUGAAGAUGUUAUACCCGACAUGUUGUCACCAUCCAAUGUUAAUGCUAGAAACAUAAAAUCUAAUGGAAUUAAUAUUUCACCUAACAAACCUAUAACAACUGAUGAUAUCGAUUUAUCGGAUCUUCAAGAUGAAAAUACAAUAAUUUCGAGUUCAUUUAUGUCAACUGCAUCGACCACGGUAAUCAGAGAAGAUACAGAUGAAGAUAUUAUAUCCGACAAGUUGUCACCAUCUAAUGUUAAUGCUAGAAACAUAAUAUCUAAUGGAAUUAAUAUUUCACCUAAUAAACCUAUAACAACUGAUGAUAUCGAUUUAUCGGAUCUUCAAGAUGAAAAUACAAUAAUUUCGAGUACAUUUAUGUCAACUGCAUCGACCACAGUAAUCCAACAAGACACAGAUGAAGAUGUUAUACCCGACAUGUUGUCACCAUCUAAUGUUAAUGCUAGAAACGUAAAAUCUAAUGGAAUUAAUAUUUCUCCUAAUAAACCUACCAUUACUGAUGAUAUCGACUUAUCAGAUCUUCAAGAUGAAAAAACAAUAAGUACUAGUUCAUUGAUAUCGACUGCAUCAACAACGAUAAUCCAACAAGACACAGAUGAAGAUGUUAUACCCGAUAUAUUGUCACCAUCUAAUGAUAUUCCAAGAAACAUAAAAUCUAAUGGAAUUAAUAUUUCACCUAAUAAACCUAUAACAACUGAUGAUAUCGAUUUAUCGGAUCUUCAAGAUGAAAAUACAAUAACUUCGAGUUCAUUUAUGUCUACUGCAUCAACAACGAUAAUCCAACAAGACACAGAUGAAGAUGUUAUACCCGACAUGUUGUCACCAUCUAAUGUUAAUGCUAGAAACAUAAAAUCUAAUGGAAUUAAUAUUUCACCUAACAAACCUAUAACAACUGAUGAUAUCGAUUUAUCGGAUCUUCAAGAUAAAAAUACAAUAACUUCGAGUUCAUUUAUGUCUACUGCAUCAACAACGAUAAUCCAACAAGACACAGAUGAAGAUGUUAUACCCGACAUGUUGUCACCAUCUAAUGUUAAUGCUAGAAACAUAAAAUCUAAUGGAAUUAAUAUUUCACCUAACAAACCUAUAACAACUGAUGAUAUCGAUUUAUCGGAUCUUCAAGAUAAAAAUACAAUAACUUCGAGUUCAUUUAUGUCAACUGCAUCGACCACGGUAAUCCAACAAGACACAGAUGAAGAUAUUGUACCCGACAAGUUGUCACCAUCUAAUGUUAAUGCUAGAAACAUAAAAUCUAAUGGAAUUAAUAUUUCACCUAACAAACCUAUAACAACUGAUGAUAUCGAUUUAUCGGAUCUUCAAGAUGAAAAUACAAUAAUUUCGAGUUCAUUUAUGUCAACUGCAUCGACCACGGUAAUCCAACAAGACACAGAUGAAGAUGUUUUACCCGACAUGUUGUCACCGUCUAAUGUUAAUUCUAGAAAUAUAAAUUCUAAUGGAAUUAAUAUUUCUCCUAAUAAACCUACUUUAACUGAUGAUAUCGAUUUAUCGGAUCUUCAAGAUGAAAAUACAAUAACUUCGAGUUCAUUUAUGUCUACUGCAUCAACAACGAUAAUCCAACAAGACACAGAUGAAGAUGUUAUACCCGACAUGUUGUCACCAUCUAAUGAUAUUGAAAGAAACAUAAAAUCUAAUGGAAUUAAUAUUUCACCUAACAAACCUAUAACAACUGAUGAUAUCGAUUUAUCGGAUCUUCAAGAUGAAAAUACAAUAAUUUCGAGUUCAUUUAUGUCAACUGCAUCGAACACGGUAAUCCAAAAAGAUACAGAUGAAGAUGUUAUACCCGACAAGUUGUCACCAUCUAAUGUUAAUGCUAGAAAAAUAAAAUCUAAUAGAAUUAAUAUUUCUCCUAACAAACCUAUAACAACUGAUGAUAUCGAUUUAUCGGAUCUUCAAGAUGAAAAUACAAUAACUUCGAGUUCAUUUAUGUCUACUGCAUCAACAACGAUAAUCCAACAAGACACAGAUGAAGAUGUUAUACCCGACAUGUUGUCACCAUCUAAUGUUAAUGCUAGAAACAUAAAAUCUAAUGGAAUUAAUAUUUCACCUAACAAACCUAUAAAAACUGAUGAUAUCGAUUUAUCGGAUCUUCAAGAUGAAACUACAAUAACUUCGAGUUCAUUUAUGUCAACUGCAUCGACCACGGUAAUCCAACAAGACACAGAUGAAGAUAUUGUACCCGACAAGUUGUCACCAACUAAUGUUAAUGCUAGAAACAUAAAAUCUAAUGGAAUUAAUAUUUCACCUAACAAACCUAUAACAACUGAUGAUAUCGAUUUAUCGGAUCUUCAAGAUGAAAAUACAAUAAUUUCGAGUUCAUUUAUGUCAACUGCAUCGACCACGGUAAUCCAACAAGACACAGAUGAAGAUGUUAUACCCGACAUGUUGUCACCAUCUAAUGUUAAUGCUAGAAACAUAAAAUCUAAUGGAAUUAAUAUUUCACCUAACAAACCUAUAAAAACUGAUGAUAUCGAUUUAUCGGAUCUUCAAGAUGAAAAUACAAUAAUUUCGAGUUCAUAUAUGUCAACUGCAUCGACCACGGUAAUCCAACAAGACACAGAUGAAGAUGUUUUACCCGGCAUGUUGUCACCGUCUAAUGUUAAUUCUAGAAAUAUAAAUUCUAAUGGAAUUAAUAUUUCUCCUAAUAAACCUACUUUAACUGAUGAUAUCGAUUUAUCGGAUCUUCAAGAUGAAACUACAAUAACUUCGAGUUCAUUUAUGUCAACUGCAUCGACCACGGUAAUCCAACAAGACACAGAUGAAGAUGUUAUACCCGACAUGUUGUCACCAUCUAAUGUUAAUGCUAGAAACAUAAAAUCUAAUGGAAUUAAUAUUUCACCCAACAAACCUAUAACAACUGAUGAUAUCGAUUUAUCGGAUCUUCAAGAUGAAAAUACAAUAACUUCGAGUUCAUUUAUGUCUACUGCAUCAACAACGAUAAUCCAACAAGACACAGAUGAAGAUGUUAUACCCGACAUGUUGUCACCAUCUAAUGUUAAUGCUAGAAACAUAAAAUCUAAUGGAAUUAAUAUUUCACCCAACAAACCUAUAACAACUGAUGAUAUCGAUUUAUCGGAUCUUCAAGAUGAAAAUACAAUAACUUCGAGUUCAUUUAUGUCUACUGCAUCAACAACGAUAAUCCAACAAGACACAGAUGAAGAUGUUAUACCCGACAUGUUGUCAUCAUCUAAUGUUAAUGCUAGGAAUAUAAAAUCUAAAGGAAUAAAUAUGGCUCCUAAUAAUCCUACCAUAGCUGAUGAUAUUGAUUUAUUUGAUCUUCAAGAUGAAAAUACAAUAACUUCGAGUUCAUUUAUGUCAACUGCAUCAACCACGAUAAUCCAAAAAGAUACAGAUGAAGAUGUUUUACCCGACAUGUUGUCACCGUCUAAUGUUAAUUCUAGAAUUAUAAAUUCUAAUGGAAUAAAUAUUUCUCCUAAUAAACCUACUUUAACUGAUGAUAUUGAUUUAUCGGAUCUUCAAGAUGAAAAAACGAUAAGUACUAGUUCAUUUAUGUCAACUGCAUCAACAACGAUAAUCCAACAAGACACAGAUGAAGAUGUUAUACCCGACAUGUUGUCACCAUCGAAUGUUUAUGCUAGAAAUAUAAAUUCUAAUGGAAUAAAUAUUUAUCCCAAUAAACCUACAACCACUGAUGAUAUCGAUUUAUUUGAUCUUCAAGAUGAAAAUACAAUGACUUCGAGUUCAUUUAUGUCAACUGCAUCAACCACGAUAAUCCAAAAAGAUACAGAUGAAGAUGUUAUACCCGACAUGUUGUCACCAUCUAAUGUUAAUGCUAGAAACAUAAAAUCUAAUGGAAUUAAUAUUUCACCUAAUAAACCUACUACCACUGAUGAUAUUGAUUUAUUUGAUCUUCAAGAUGAAAAUACAAUAACUUCGAGUUCAUUUAUGUCAACUGCAUCAACCACGAUAAUCCAAAAAGAUACAGAUGAAGAUGUUAUACCCGACAAGUUGUCAUCAUCUAAUGUUAAUGCUAGAAAUAUAAAAUCUAAUGGAAUAAAUAUGACUCCUAAUAAUCCUACCAUAGCUGAUGAUAUUGAUUUAUUUGAUCUUCAAGAUGAAGAUACAAUAACUUCGAGUUCAUUUAUGUCAACUUCAUUGACCACGGUAAUCCGAGAAGAUACAGAUUAAGAUGUUAUACCCGACAUGUUGUCACCAUCUUAUGUUAAUGCUAGAAACAUAAAAUCCAAUGAUAUAAAUAUUUCUCCUAAUAUACCUACUUUAACUGAUGAUAUGAUUGAAUGAUUAAGAGUUAGUAUCGGAUUGUUUACCGGAUGUUAUUUCUCUAUCUUAUGUAUAUUCCAAAAAAAUAAUACGUAACGGAAUAGUUAUACCACCAAAUAAGUCUAGUUGACUUGAUUUUAUAAUAUUUAGUACAUUGGUAGCUAUUUGUAUUUCGUAUUUAAAGUUAACUUUUAAAUUUUUGUUAUGUUUUUAUAAUUUUUUUUUUUUGUUAUUAUGCAAUAUUUUUUUUUUUAUUAGUUAUUUUGACGUACAUUUUUAUUUUUUAAAAUUGUAUUGUUAUUUUAUGUUUUUUUAUUGAUUAUUAUAUAUUUUAUUUUCUCCUAAUAGUAUUUUUUUUUUUUUUUUUUGGUUUUUAAUAUUAUCAUAUCAUAUCUAUUUUUCUUAUAUUGUCUUAGAAUUAUAAUGAUGUUAAUUUAUAUUUUUAUUCACAUAUUUUUUAUGGAUUAAAUUUUUUUUUUGUCUGUUAUUUUAUGCUUAAUUUUUUUGUUGAUUUUAUGUUGUUUUCUUCUUUGCUUUCAUAGCUACAUAUUUAAUUUAUUUUAAAUUUUAUUUCAAUCAAGUAUGUUUUUUUAUUUUGUGUUUUUAUUAUUUUUACCAAUUUCAUCCAUUAUUAAUGAUUAUAAAUAUCUUUUACUUUUAUUUUUUGAUUUUUAAAUAAUUUUUUAAAUUUUUAUUAUAAUAAAUUGUAUAUUUUAGUUUUGAAUUAUUAUUUGAAAUUUGAUUGCUUUAUUUUGUUAAGUACAUUUUUUUUUUGUAGAUUCGUAUAAUAAUUUUGUUUCAAAUCUUGUUUAUGUAAUAAGUGGUUAUUUGAUAUUUUUUAUUUAAAUCAAUUUGAAUGCUUUUAUUUUUAUGUUUAGUUCAAGUUAUUCCCAUGUUAAUUGCAAUAAAUUACAAUUUUUAAUAAUCGUA
Messenger RNA from Rhopalosiphum padi (bird cherry-oat aphid), 15242 nucleotides. RefSeq lists its product as uncharacterized. The transcript has 4 exons. The record is from RefSeq and is a predicted model, not a curated record. Lineage: Eukaryota; Metazoa; Arthropoda; Insecta; Hemiptera; Aphididae. Bases 144 to 14219 code for a protein of 4691 amino acids.